UUUCACUUUGGGUAACACAAUCUCAGGUUUGUUAUACUCAAUCAUGUUGUUGACAGACUAUCGAUUGUGAAAAGUUCAAGUUGUGUUUUGAUCAUGUGAUUUAAAUUAUUAUAUAUACCAGGAUUUUUUUUUCUAUUCUAUUCUCUUGUACAAGACUAAAAUAAAAUAUGAAAGUAGUUUAUGGUAAAGAUGGUCUUUUACACAACCCUCCUAUAGAAGUAACAAGUGGUGAAAGUAAACCCUAUAUCGAAUCUCCCAAACGAUUAGAGUCAAUCAAACAAUUUAUGGAGACGCAUCCUGAAUUUGAAAUAGUCGAACCCAGCGAUUACUCACUCGGUCCUAUUCUAGAUGUUCAUGAAAAAGAUUAUAUCAAGUUCUUGGCAACCAUCUAUCAAGAAUGGAUAGCUGAAGGUCUUCCUCCAAACGCUUGUAUUGGUGAUACAUUUGCUACUCAUUCAUUUAUCGGUAAACUUGACCCUCAAAUCGCCAAGAAAAAUGCAUUUCAAUCACCUCAAGGUAAAAUGGGGUAUUUCAUAGGUGAUAUGUCUGUGGGAUUUGUCCAAGAUACGUGGCGGGCCACUUAUGCUUCUGCUCAAGUUGUACUUUCUGCUGCCCACCAAUUAAUGGAGAUGACGACACAUGGUGAGGGCGAACAGGCCAUUUAUGCUUUAUGCAGACCUCCCGGCCACCAUGCUUCUCAUCAAAUGUCCGCUGGUUAUUGUCUUGUCAAUAAUGCAGCUGUGGCUGCUCGGUUUCUACAAAACUAUACCUUGCAAGAUAUGAACAAGGUAAAGAAGCCUUAUUGCUUUGAUUCAGUCCGUCAAGAUGCUGGAUUUACGCCUUUGGGUCAAAGCAAGAAAAUCUUGAUUGUCGAUAUCGACUUUCACCAUGGCAAUGGUACACAAGAUAUUUUCUAUGAAGAUCCUACUGUCUUUUAUGUCUCUCUUCAUGGUUAUCCCAACUACCCUUUUGUUUCUGGUUCAGAGGAAGAAGAAGGUACAGGUGCUGGCCUUGGCUAUAAUAUCAAUGUGCCUUUGGAUCCAAACACAACGACAGAUAAAAUUUAUCUUUAUCAUCUUGACCAUGUGCUCAAUGGCACUAAAGUAGUUCAGUUCAAAGCGGACAUUGUUAUUGUGUCUAUGGGUCUAGAUACCUGGCAUGAAGAUCCUAUUGCUGGUAUGAAGGGGCUUCAAGACAUGGACGCGUAUAAAAAGAUGGGCCAAUGCAUCAAGACAUCUCAAGGAACUAGACAACGACCUGUCUUGUUUGUGCAAGAAGGUGGUUAUACGAUAGACAAAUUAGGUGAUUUAGCUGGUCGUGUACUACAAGGCUAUUCUGAACCUUGUUAGAAUAAACAAAUCUUGUUUAAUUUUCUAAA
This is a messenger RNA of Gilbertella persicaria, 1378 nucleotides long. RefSeq lists its product as uncharacterized. NCBI's taxonomy places the organism in Eukaryota, Fungi, Mucoromycota, Mucoromycetes, Mucorales, Choanephoraceae. The transcript is spliced from 4 exons. Bases 168 to 1349 code for a protein of 393 amino acids. The record is from RefSeq and is a predicted model, not a curated record.